AUGCAGAGCCGGGGUGUGGUGAGGACUUGGGCCGGUCCGUCCUCCUGCUUGCUGCUGCUCUUCAUCCACAUGAGCUCACCGGUGGAGCCGAGGAGCCAAAGUCGACGAGCUCAGCCGCCUCAGGAGCACAGGGAUCGGGUGGGAGGAGGAGAGAGCUUCCCCUUAGACUUCACAGCCGUGGAGGGCAACAUGGACAACUUCAUGGUCCAGAUAAAGAACUUGGCUCAGUCGCUGUACCCGUGUUCUGCGCAGAAGCUGGACCAAGACAUGAAGUUGCACUUAUUGAAGAACGCAACUGUGACUUGCAACGACGGGUCAGCAGCAGGGUACUACAUCAAGGAGUCUAAAGGCAGCAAGAGGUGGCUGCUGUUCUUAGAAGGUGGAUGGUACUGUUUCAACAAGCAGACCUGUGACAGCAGGUAUGAGACGAUGAAGAGACUGAUGAGCUCCACCAAGUGGCCGCAAACCAGAACAGGAACAGGAAUCCUGUCUCCUCAGCCAGAGGAGAACCCUCACUGGUGGAACGCAAACAUGGUCUUAAUCCCGUACUGCUCCAGUGAUGUGUGGAGCGGAGCCACACCGAAGACAGAUCACAGUGAUUAUGCGUUCAUGGGCUCUCUGAUCAUCAAGGAGGUGGUGAAUGAGCUGCUGACUAAAGGUCUGGACAACGCUAAGGUCCUGCUUCUGGCAGGAAGCAGUGCGGGCGGUACGGGUGUCCUGCUGAACGUGGACCAGGUUGCAGAGCAGCUGGAGACGCUGGGCCACCGAGGGGUUCAGGUCAGGGGCCUGGCCGACUCCGGAUGGUUCCUGGACAACAAACAGUACAAAUUCACAGACUGCCUGGACACCAUCAGCUGUGCCCCCACUGAGGCCAUAAAGAGAGGCAUCAGGUACUGGGGCGGUUUGGUGCCAGAGAGCUGCAGACAGGCUCAUGUGGGAGAGGAGUGGAACUGUUUCUUUGGAUAUAAAGUCUUCCCCACGUUAAAAAGCCCGGUGUUUGUGGUGCAGUGGCUGUUUGACGAGGCCCAGCUGACGGUCGACAACAUCCACCUGACCGGGCAGCCCGUCCACGAGGGCCAGUGGAGAUACAUACAGAACCUGGGACAGGAGCUGAGGAGCACGCUACGCGACGUACCGGCGAUGUUUUCUCCGGCCUGUCUGUCCCAUGAACUCAUCACUAGAACCUACUGGAUGGACAUCCAGGUGAAAGGCACCUCUCUGCCCAGAGCCCUCCACUGCUGGGACCGAAGCCUCCACGACAACAACCACAUCAACGGCAGCAACCGCAACCACCAAAAGCACCAGACGCCACCAGCGAGGGGUUGCCCUCUGCAUUUGAUUGACAGCUGCCCGUGGCCUCACUGUAAUCCCUCCUGCCCGACUAUUCGCGACCAGCUGACGGGACAGGAGAUGAGCGUGAUCCAGUUCCUGAAGCACAUGGGCUUCGACGUGCAGAAGAUGGCCCAGCAGCAGGGGAUGGACCCCAAGAAGCUACUGGGCAUGCUCAAUAACGGGAGCUGAGAAGCUUUUCUCUAAGGUGCAGAAAUGUUAGCAAGCAGUUCUGCAGAGAUAACAAGAUGCUGAACUUCAGUGGAAGACAUCAGGAGCAUGAAAACUUAACUCUAAUGAGAAAACUGUCAAUUCUCCAAACAUUGUGCUCCAUCAACGACAAACAAGACUCAACUUAUUAAAAAAGGCAAAUUACUCAAAAACUCAAAAGUGCCUGAUAAGUUCUGGGAACGUUGAUUUGAAUACAAUCAAACUAGAACGUUGUUGCUGUUCUUGUUGAACUGUUUAAAUACAACAUAGACAGAUAUAUUCUGUAGACAUGCUAUUA
Anoplopoma fimbria (sablefish) is the source of this 1837-nucleotide messenger RNA. RefSeq names its product notum, palmitoleoyl-protein carboxylesterase b (gene notum1b). Lineage: Eukaryota; Metazoa; Chordata; Actinopteri; Perciformes; Anoplopomatidae. The record is from RefSeq and is a predicted model, not a curated record. The coding region runs from base 1 to 1521 and encodes 506 amino acids. Gene Ontology annotation, molecular function: hydrolase activity. The transcript has 11 exons.